This is a messenger RNA of Cyclopterus lumpus (lumpfish), 3454 nucleotides long. It is a transcript of the gene erlin2, whose product is annotated as ER lipid raft associated 2. Gene Ontology annotation, molecular function: ubiquitin protein ligase binding; cholesterol binding. Gene Ontology annotation, biological process: SREBP signaling pathway. The record is from RefSeq and is a predicted model, not a curated record. Bases 166 to 1164 code for a protein of 332 amino acids. The transcript has 13 exons. Gene Ontology annotation, cellular component: endoplasmic reticulum; endoplasmic reticulum membrane. Lineage: Eukaryota; Metazoa; Chordata; Actinopteri; Perciformes; Cyclopteridae.
AGUAAAAUUACAUAAGAAGAAGAAGAAGGUAGCAGGUGCCUCGUAUCUGUUGCUAGUGUCCUCUCAGGCAAAAUUACAGUGUUUCAAGGUCACUAAGUACCAGCUGAUGCCUGGCUAAGCCUGAGCUGAGAAGAGAUAACCCAGUGAGCAAGAAGCCAACGCCGGAUGGCACAGUUGGGUGCCAUAUUCUCAAUAAUUGCUGCUCUCGGAGGAGCAGCUCUCUUAGGCUCUGUGCACAAGAUUGAUGAGGGACACACUGGUGUUUACUACAGAGGAGGGGCUCUCCUGACCACCACCAGCAGCCCUGGUUUCCAUCUUAUGCUUCCAUUCAUCACAACCUACAAGUCUGUUCAGACGACGUUGCAGACAGAUGAGGUGAAGAAUGUACCGUGUGGCACAGGUGGAGGAGUGAUGAUUUACUUUGACCGCAUAGAAGUGGUGAACUUCCUCAUCCCAUCAGCAGUGUACGACAUCGUGAGGAACUUCACGGCGGACUACGACAAAGCUUUGAUAUUUAACAAAGUUCACCAUGAGCUCAACCAGUUCUGCAGUGUUCACUCACUGCAGGAGGUCUACAUCGGUUUGUUUGACCAAAUCGAUGAAAACCUGAAGUUGACGCUACAAGAGGACCUAACAUCCAUGGCACCUGGACUCAUCAUACAGGCGGUCCGUGUCACAAAACCCAAUAUACCAGAGAGCAUUCGCAGGAACUACGAGCUCAUGGAGAGCGAGAAGACGAAGCUGCUGAUCUCUCAACAGACGCAGAAGGUUGUGGAGAAGGAGGCGGAAACAGAAAGGAUCAAAGCCGUGAUUGAGGCUGAAAAAGUGGCACAAGUGUCAGAGAUCAAGUUUGGACAGAAAGUCAUGGAGAAGGAAACAGAAAAAAGGAUCUCUGAAAUCGAAGACAGCGGUUUCGUGGCUCGGCAGAAAGCCAGGGCAGAUGCAGAGUUUUACACAUCGCAGAGAACCGCGGAGGCCAAUCAGCUGAAGUUGACACCGCAGUACCUGCAGCUAAUGAAGUACAAGGCCAUCGCAUCCAACAGCAAAAUCUACUUUGGGAAUGACAUACCCCAGAUGUUUGUGGACUCUGGCUCUGCAGGGAACUCGAUCAAGGCGUCUGCUGCCCUGGACAUUGUUGCUGAGCAGCUCCUGGACCUGGAUUAGCGAGGGACCGCCCAGACUGAGUGGAAGGACUGUCUGCUAGAGGGCAGGCGCCCGGCCCACAGGCCGGCUGGCAACUUAUCCCUCUGACUCAGAGAAGCUCUGCUGUCCAGGGUCUGUAUUUCUCAAACACUUCAGAAUAACUGCUAGAAAUCACACUUGCGUAGGACUCUGAUGUAGUAGUCUCCAAACUCGGAGCUGUGGACUUGAGUUAGUUAAUUCCAGAGGCUUCCUAUGCUUCUGCUCUGUUCUGAUGGAGAGUGAGAUUGUCUAGACGGACUAGUAAAUUAUGUGGAAGAUGAAAUAGCAUCAUUCACCGAUGUACAAUUAGCUACUUUAAAAACUAUUUAGUCAUUUAGCCAAAAUCACCAUUUUAAGGAACUUGCCCUCCUUCUGCUCGGCUCCGUGUAUCAAGUGUGUUUGCUAACCCCCCAUCCGCUAGUUAUUGCUGCCUUUUUAAUAUAAUAAUAAUAAUUCAAAUCAAUACUUUCUAAACGAUUGGUUUCUGAUUUCAGUAAUAAAAAAAUAAAAAAGAUUCUCAUUACUGGCUGGUGAACGUCGAUUUUUGUCGGCUGAAAUGUCGCUCGCAGAUUUGAGCUAACAUUAGCGCCAUUUGUGUGGAUUGAAAAACGCCUUCUUCAACUGACUUUUAAAAUGUUUCCAGUUGACUCGUGUUAAAACAAGAAUAUUAGUAGGAGGGGACUUCAUUAUUCACUUCACGGCUAAAUAUUGUGCUAAAAGUCUGAGGCUAAAGCUGCAUGUUACAGGCAAAACGUCAUCGCCCUCAUCAGUUUAUGAUUCAUGUAGAAGACAUGAAUGAAGCUUUUAAUCCAAAACAUGACUACAUCCUCACAUGGAAAGCUCUGCAGCGCCGCUAAAUCCAACAGAACAAGGAAUGACUUGAAGAGAUCAAGAAGGUUAUUUAAAUGUUGAUACUGCUGAACAAUAAGGACAACGUGUGUCUGAGGGUGGUAGACUGUGAUUUCUUAUUCUGAGUGCUUGAGAAACAUGAGCCCCCCUGACUGUAGACGGAACACAGGGAUGAUGAAUGUACUGUAGCUGCUGCCUGUCAGAUUUCAAUAGCAUUACUCCCAUUUUGUUUUUUUGUUUCUGUAAAAAAUUAUAAUAAUAAUAAUCUUUUGAGCACACCAAACCUGUUGAAUAUUAAUUGAAGUUGUGCAACUGUUUGAAGUUGUACCACAUGUGCUGUACAUGUAUGUAGCACUUUGUUUUUCUCACAGCACAUUCAGUGGAGACUAUAUUUGUGCAACUGUUUAUUUGUGUCUAUUGUGCAGUAGGAGUGUUAUUCCAAACACUUGAGAAGUUUGUGUUGGGUUAUGACGCAAACCAGCUUUUGUACUCCAGCAUACUCAUACAAAGUCUAUGAUGCAGACAUGUGGCGACAUCUUUCCUUAAUGGGCAAUUAAUUAUCAUCUUUUAUGGAUUUAGUCUUAACCACUUCAUGAAAGGUUACAGAACCUGUAGUGAGUUGGCUUUGAGCCUUUGACAACAUGCCCCAUUGCCCAGGAGGAGGAAGUAGUCAUAAGAAUAUACAGAUUGACACUGAGGGACUCCUCGCUGUAGAAAUACCACCGACCUCGUGUGUCAACAUUGUCGGUCGGGGGCAGUUUUCACCCCAAAACCUUUUAAAAAAAAAAAAAAAUACUAAUCUUGAUCAGGACCAAAAUACCAAACUUCACUUUGUGUUUAGUCUCCUGUGUUAAAUGACAAGAGACAUUCUUUGUCAAAAUUCCACUUUUAUGUGUCCCAGCAUGUUGAUGUGUGAUGAGCGAAACCUGAUUAAUUUCAUCGUGUAUCUUUUUUUUUUUUUUAGCCUUUGGUUGUUGAUUCUUGGUACUUCGCAGGUUUUGUUUUUUUAAAUAUCUUUUUGUUAAUCUGACGCUGCCACGGGGAGAAUAUAUUUCUGUAGUCUGAAGCUAAAUGGCUCGCGUCCUGAUUUCACUGUAACCCAAUGAAACUUCCACUCAUGUCGUGUGCAAACAGUGAUUAUAUGAUGUUAUUGGAAACCCUGUUUAAAGUUUGUCCUAAAAGUGACGUCAGAAUGUCAUUCUAUUGCAAUCUUUUCUUCUUGAUUGUGACUUAUACUGACUUGAAAGGCAAAUGUGUUUGCACUGACUUUAAUUGUGAAUAUGCAAUCAAGAUAUUGACAAAGUGCUGUGGGUUUUUGUUUGAGUAAUUUUUUAAUUUUUAUUUACAUUGCAUUGUCCAAUGUGAUGUAGAGGUUGUCUGGGGUUAAUAAAAGUGUUUCAAACACAAAUAUUUGGUAUCUUAA